AUGACUCCAAGUAUUUCAUCUUCUAAAGAACCCACUUCGACUAUUUUGCAAGAAGAGUAUGAUUCUGGUGCGGAAGCAGAUGGAUUGGCAAAUCAAAGAGAUCUAGAAAUAUUUCAUCCAUUAUUAAAUCAUAAUAUAUUCCGAAUUGUUGAAUCUAAUCAAACUGCCUUACUCAUAGGUCUCAAAGAAAAGGAAAAUGUGUACCUAUCAGGAAUUUUUCAAUUACAGAUUGUAAAAGGUGGAAUAAAAUAUAACAAUGUUCAUUAUAAUGCGUCCAAACAAAUCAUUACCUUCUGGCACCCUUUAUCUAAUUCCAUAUCAGGGAUUCAAAGUUCACAUUAUGCUGGAUGGGAAGAAGAGAUAUUCAUCGAUAAUAGCUAUAAGACUCUAAUAACAGAAGAGUUAAACGAUUACCCUUGUAUACUACGAAUAAGGAACGCCCCGGUGGAAGGCCUCCUGGAUUGUUUUAAACUCUACAAAGAUGUCCGUUUUUUAUGGAAGAUUCGUGACUGCCAAGCAAAAAAUAUUACCUCCAGGGAUCAAACUUUUGAUAUUUUAACUGAAUAUGUUGACGAUUUCUCUCCGUUAGAAAUAUCAACUCAAUGGUCAGCAGCAAUUGAAAAUUUGAAUAUGAUUCAUAGGAACGAAUCAUUGGAUGUUAGAAUUAUGGUCAUUGGUGGCAAAAAUUCUGGGAAGUCCACUUUUUUGAAGCUAUUGUUGGAAAAUUUCUUGCAUGGUGGUUCUUCUAUGGAAAUGACACAACAAGAAUUAUUAUAUUUGGAUUUAGAUCCGGGACAGCCAGAGUAUUCUCAUCCCGAAUGUAUCUCACUGACAGAAAUUAAUUCAUCGGAGAAAGUUUUGGGUCAAGAUUUGAACCAGGCAUUCAAAAAGAUCAUAAAACAAUUAUAUGUGGGAAUGCCCUCUCCACAAGAUGAACCAACUCUAUAUCUAGAAAAAGUGGACAAAAUAAUAGAAGCAUUUGAAAAUGAGUCAUUUGUCGGUACUUCUCUGUUAAACUUACCGGGGUGGAUAAAAGGUUUUGGAUUGAAUAUUUUAAAUCACAUUAUAAAGCAAUACAAACCUACAAAUAUAAUUAUAUUGGAAUCUAAUAACACAAAGCAAUAUACUGACAGCUUGCAGAUACCAGACUAUUUUGAAACAGCCCUUCACAAUAAAUAUAAACCUUCAAUCUCUACUCUAAAAGCAAACUCUAAUUCCAAUAAAGACAGCACAUUACAAAAACAAUCAAAGUUUCAACCAUCUCAGAUAAGAAUCUUCAAAAUGCUCGCACUUUUUCAUAAAACGCAGCAAGAUAUUUACAACCUAAAGUACGACUUCCAUCCUCUUGUUACAAAAGCACCCGUCCAAAUUUCAUAUGGCAAUUCACCAGGUAUCUGUGGAAUACAGAUGUUGAAUGAGUUCAAGAAUAUUCACCCAGAUGAUUUACAAAGUGCAUUGGAAGGUACUAUUUUCGGGCUUCAUCGCGUAACCAAUGAUAUAACCAGACAUUCUUCCCUUAAAGGAACUUUUCCAUUGCUACAGGAGAAAAUUCCAAAUAUGGAAUAUGUAACCCUGAUGUUACUUCAUUCUAUAGACGCCCAGAAUUGCAUCAUGAAUGUUUAUAUUCCAGAAUAUAUGAUCACUGAAUUAAAGGCUGCAGAACACGUAGAAUGGGUCAUAACUAGGGGUAAAAGCGAGACUCCACUUUGUGAAUUUUAUCCACCUAAUAAACUAUUCUGGGAAAUUGAACCUCCAUUUAUUUCAACUCAAAGAAGGAAAAAGUACGAGCAUAUCUGGAAAGUAAGAAGAAAUGUAAAAAGAAGAGGUCACCAUCUAAAAUGA
Molecule: messenger RNA, 1842 nt
Organism: Naumovozyma castellii
Lineage: Eukaryota; Fungi; Ascomycota; Saccharomycetes; Saccharomycetales; Saccharomycetaceae
Gene: GRC3
Product: polynucleotide 5'-hydroxyl-kinase
Exons: 1
Coding region: 1-1842 (613 amino acids)
Source: RefSeq, a predicted model, not a curated record